AUGAAGCGCGGUCGUCAUCCUCAGCGCCUAGAAGGCACCCACCGUCGCGUAGAAUUUGAGGACGACUAUGACAGAGUACACUCUCGAACAUCUGGCAUCGAUCAACGUGGACAUACGUCCUCAUCUGAGUCCAAACCCUUACGCGGCAAAGCAGGUUGGACCCUCGGAAGUAUGUGGAACCCUCCAGAUGAUUCCGAGCUUUCACUCAACGUAGAUGGGAGCGGUUACGAGGACCAGAUGAAUGCAGAAGUGUUUGAAAGUACCAUCUUCCACGACACAAUGGAACCUCAAAAGGCAACGAGGUCAAAAGUUUUGGUGAGUGGCAAGUCUUUGGAAACCAGCUUACGUGCUGAGGACGGUUGGAAGAGGCGGCCACAUUUGGUGUGGAAGGAGCAGUUCAGAUCGGUUUAUCUAGACAAGGUUACUCGCCACGACGGACGAGGAGACGCUCACCAGAGUCUGAAAUGUCCCGACUGUAUCGCUCGGAAUGUUGAGGAAGAGGUGCAGGGAGAGCCGGAGGUUCGGUGUAAGGAUUGUUUUCUCAGUGAUUUGGUCUGCACAUCCUGUUGCAUCCAUCGGCAUAGGCAGAAUCCAUUCCACCGCAUCGAGCGAUGGACUGGGCUUUACUUUGCCCCAAUCAUGCUGAAAGCGAUUGGCUUACGCGUUCAGCUUAACCACCAAAGUUUCCGAUGUCCUCUCCCCAUACCCUGCCAUGUCAAGCUUCGAAUUCUCCAUACCACAGGCAUUCAUGACGUUGCAGUCGAUUACUGUGGUUGUGGCCAGAAGGUGGUGAAGACUUGUGCAACGUUCCGGCUGUUGGAGUUGCUCCACCUCUUUUCCCUUGUCUCCAAAACGUCCACAUAUCAUUUUUAUCGCACAUUAGAGAGAAUGACAGAUAAUACGGGGCUGAAUACACCACCCUCUCGUAAAGCAGCCCUGAUGCGUAUGCUUAUUCAAUGGCGUCACUUGAAGCUGUUAAAGAGAGGUGGGCGAGUGCACGACGUCACUGGACCUGAGGGUACAAAGCCAGGCGAGCUUGCCGUCCUCUGCCCAUCUUGUCCUCGGCCGGGAAUAAACCUACCUCCAGACUGGGAUCAAGCACCUCCCCACUUAAAAUUUUUGUAUAUUUUGCUUAUAUGCAUCGACGCGAACUUCCGGCUUAAGAACCAGAUUGUGUCGUCGUAUUCGAGGGACCCAGGUCUCGGUAUCGGUUGGGCGUACUUCACUGCCCGCGAGCCUUAUGAGGAAUACGUUCAAAGUCGAGCUACAGAUGCAGACAUUAGUAACUGCGUGGAGUUUUCUGCCGUGGCCAAAUCAAACACAAAGUUUUCAAAAGGGCUCCAUUACACAGGUGUGGUUGCGGUGUCCUGCGGAAGAAGUGAGAUGGUUCUGCCUACGUGUGUUGGCAAUACGAAUAAGGGUGAGAGAUACGCCAACGUCGACCCCCUCGCUGCAGCAGCUAUCCGUCAAUUCUCAGAUUUGCUCUGGGUCAUUAUCAGCUAUGACAUUGCCUGCCAAUGGAUCAAGACGAUAUUCACAUGGAUGACCUCACAUUGGCCCUCUGAGCUUCGAUUCAAUCCCGAUAUCAGAGUGACCCCACUGGUGCCAAAGUUCCAUGAACCGGGUCAUAAAGCAGAGGACCACGAACAAUUCUCUUUCAACCUCGCUGAAGGCGCCGCUUUAUCAGAUGGAGAAUGUCCUGAAAGGAUAUGGGCACCCCACAACGUUCUAGGAAACUCAACCAAGACUGCGGGGCCAGGUACGAGGCAGGAUCUGAUUGACGACCAUUUCGGAUUUUGGAACUGGCUCAAAUAUUGCUGCAUGGGGUUAACACUUUGGAAACGCUACAGAGAUGCGGUCUCGGAGCGAAACCGGCAGGAAGAAGCACACAGAGGCUUUAUGCAGAGCUUGCCACCCAAUAUGGUCGCCGAAUGGGAGGAUAUCUGUGCUGCAUGGGAGGCUGAUGAGGUUCCUAAGAUGGUGCUGAACCCCUUCUGUGUUCAGAGCGACGAUUUGACCGAGGAUGAGGUUCAUAAAGAGUUGGCCGAGGAAGAGGAGGCUCGCAGGCGCAAUGGGGGACAGGUGGUUCAUGACAUGAGUCCUUCAGCUUUUAUGGUUUUUGGUUUGGCCCUCGAGGAGUCGCAGCGAAAACUAUGCUUGGAGACAGCUCACAUUGCAGAGCAGCGAAGUCUUCUCCGGUCCAAGAUCAAAAAAUUCGAAGAGUUGCGUGCCACAUACAUGCCUGGGCUCCUGCAGUUUAUUACCGAGACUCAGGAGGUGGAUUAUUCGUCAACCGGGGCAUUAGCGGAGGAGGUGAGACUAUGGCUACCCUCCUGCAUACCUGGUGGAUCGCAGGAGCCAGGUUCGAUUCGCCACAUCUUGCGCUUGAAAAUGCGGAUGGUCAAGUACAAGAACAAGAACGUACGAGGUCAGCGGGACGGAACACGUUCGCGGACGGGCAUCGAUGCCAUUCAUGAAUGGGCACUAGCAGCAGCAAUCAAGUACCGUAUGGCAAGGGAGGCAAAAAUGAAGCUGAGUGGCCCGGGGGAUUGGGAGGAGGGGCUUCAUAAGCUCGAAGAUGGCGAUAUCCGUUCCUAUCAAGAUCCAGAUCGUCUCCAUAAAGGAACAGGUCGCCGAGGAACGAAUGAAGAUAGCUGGGAGCCAGGAUUGGUUCCCGAACUUCCUGAACCCGGCGUCGAUCUGUAUCAAGAUAGUCGAGAAAAACGCGAUGGGACUGGCCAAACCUGGCGUACUCUUUCUUGGAUUUGGACAACGACAAAGAUCAACCUAGCGGAUGGGGCUGAUGAAAACGACGAUGAAGUGCUACGUUCGGAAUGGUGUCGCAGUCGUGCAAGAGCACAUCGGGCACGUGAGGAAGUUUUGCUCCUCCGGGAGGAAAUGUGCAGAACCUUGAGGUUCUUGGAAUGGCGAGGGGAGUGGUGGAUGCAACGGCAGGAUGCGCGUGAGUUAGGCGGUGCACUGUGCGAAGCGGUGGAUGCCUAUGCUCUCAAACAAAGUGACAUACAGCGUCAGCUGGCAGUCAAGUUUUGGGAUCUCUGGUUGACAGCUCUAGACGAUGGACGAAUGGAGAAUGCACCGCGUUCUGAACUGCAUCCCAGCGAUGACGAUGAUGCCAGCAGCGGUGGUGAUAGGGAUGAACAAAACAUCGGGAUUUGGAGUGACGAGGAGGAGGUGGAGCUGGAUGAGGAGGAUUAUGCAGGAUCUCUGAGGGAACAGUGA
Desarmillaria tabescens is the source of this 3240-nucleotide messenger RNA. RefSeq lists its product as uncharacterized. NCBI's taxonomy places the organism in Eukaryota, Fungi, Basidiomycota, Agaricomycetes, Agaricales, Physalacriaceae. The coding region runs from base 1 to 3240 and encodes 1079 amino acids. The record is from RefSeq and is a predicted model, not a curated record. The transcript is spliced from 11 exons.